AUGCAAAGGACCGGAAGCCUGUUAAGUUAUCAUUUACUCUACGGAGAAUUCUUUUUGUUUGUCGCAUCUGGUAUUGAGCCAACGGAGGUUCUGUACCACUGUAAUUCUCGUUAUCGUUACAUCGGUUAAUAUAGAGAGAAAUCUCCGUGUGUAUGUAUAUAUAUAAUAUUGUACAACUACAGUUUACGGUUUAUCCUACAAGACUAGACGUACAAUCGGUGGAAAAAUAUCGUUAUUCUUCGUCGUCGGAAUAUCAUAA
This is a messenger RNA of Heterotrigona itama, 259 nucleotides long. NCBI's taxonomy places the organism in Eukaryota, Metazoa, Arthropoda, Insecta, Hymenoptera, Apidae. The record is from the annotation of a GenBank genome assembly.